Molecule: messenger RNA, 915 nt
Organism: Triticum turgidum subsp. durum (durum wheat)
Lineage: Eukaryota; Viridiplantae; Streptophyta; Magnoliopsida; Poales; Poaceae
Source: the annotation of a GenBank genome assembly
AUGGGCGACCGCAAUUCCUGCCACAACCCUUUAUCUAACUACAAAUGGCAGCUUCGUGAUCCUGCGAAGACAAAUUUAUCCCUUCGUUGUUCAGCACCCCGACAUACUCCAUAUUAUGUGCGCUAUUUGGGCUGCUCAUAUGGGUAUUUGAUCUUGUACUGUGAGGAACAAUGCUUCCUUGUUGAUGUGUACACUAGUACUAUGGUGAAGCCCCGUAAAUUUCGACGCAGUGACAACUCUAAAAUCUACUAUGGCGUCUUUACGGCUCCUCUUAGUUCGCCCAACUCGUGCCUCCUCCUUUUCUCGAGAAAGUAUAUGUUCCGGUGGCAAGUUGGAACAAAGUCCUGGAUGGAGCACCCUCUCGUUGCUGGACGCAUUCAUCAAAUUGUGUCCUUCAAAGGUCAGAUGUUGGCCAUGGACUCUCUUAUGAAGCUCAAUACUAUUUCCUUGGCACCUCAGCUUGGCAUGCCGGAAGAACCACUUGUGUGGGGAGAGGACAUGACCGCUGGCUUGCUUAAAAAACCAUGGUUGGUGGUCCGUGGUGACAUGCUUCUCAAGGUUGACCUCUCAAUACAUGAUCUCAAAUUCUGCUUUCAAGCCUACCGCCUGGACUUAUCAGUCAGACCCGCUAAGUGGGCGAAGAUGAAGAAGUUGGGAAAUUGGGCUCUCUUUCUUAGCCUUGAUAGGAGGAGCUCUACAUUUUCUUGCUUGAACCCUGAAAGAUGGGGCGGGAAGAGUAAUUUCAUUUACGUUCUGCGCAGAUCCAAAGAUUCCAACGAACCUUGGAUUGAGGUAGAGCUUGGUCAGUUCAUGUCCAGGAGAUCCCAUCCCAUUUCAUACAUUCUCGGACGCAAAGGCAAGCAGCUGGAGAGCUUCUGGGUGCUCCCCAGUUUGGUGUAUGGUGUCAACAAGUGA